Messenger RNA from Dendroctonus ponderosae (mountain pine beetle), 1579 nucleotides. Its product is annotated as FACT complex subunit SSRP1. The record is from RefSeq and is a predicted model, not a curated record. Gene Ontology annotation, molecular function: transcription cis-regulatory region binding. NCBI's taxonomy places the organism in Eukaryota, Metazoa, Arthropoda, Insecta, Coleoptera, Curculionidae.
AUAAAACAAAAUAAUUUUAAUAAUAAUCAAACGUGCCUGUCACUAUUUUGCGUUUUUAAGAAAAAUAUGCCAAACUACUAAUAAAAUAAGCCUAGAAUUUCUUUUUUUUUAUCACUGAUUAGUUUAUACGAGUGUUAGAAAUAAGAAUUAAUUUUAGAAUAAGCUAGGCUAAGACACAUACGUACUUCACAAGGGCAGAAAGACCGAUUGGGUCGAUAGCCUUUUUCUGUAGGAAAUAAAGAUUAUUUAUGGAUAGAAUAUAUAUAGUAAUAAAAAUGUAAAUUUUAUGAGGGAAAAAUAUCGAAGCCCACCAUAUUUUUCAUUUUAUUAAAUUUAAUUUACUUUUACCUAUACCUAGGUUUACCUAUUCCUGCUCAUUUGCAACUUCAGCUAGCAUUAAGGUUCUAUAAUAUGCUACUAGCAGUUUCCAGGUAGGUCAAGUGAUAAGUGCUUAAUACAAUUACGCUUACACGAAAGCAACUCUCAUUAUGUAAUAUACUAUUAUAUUGUGAUGAAUGAUUACUGAACUAUGCGUCUUCUGUCUAGCUGAAUAUACGGUUUUCCUCUGGCGCUCCAUUUGUUUACUCCUGUUCAAAAUUCGCUUGAUCCGUCAAACUUGUCUUUAUCUAUGAUAAAUGCCAAUGGUACCAACCGGACGAUCAUAAGAAACCUAUGAUCCGUCACUUAACAGCCACUUUUCCAAGUCACUCUCGAGGUGGAACUAUAAAAUGGCUUCUAUCUCAAGUGUCAAAAGUCACUCAAGUCGUUCUUCGAUAAGUGUCUCUCAAGUGCCACUUGGCACUUGGACUAUAAAUACGGCCAUCAUGGUUCAUGGUUUUAUUCCUAUAGAGAAAAUGAUGUCGGAUGAGUCCGAAAAUGAUGUAGCGUAUGAGGAACAUCAAGACGACCUUUACUAUAACAAGUAUAAAUUACUGAUAGAAGAAUGUAGCCAUUUGCAAAGGGCAAAUGAAAUCCUGGUGUUUCGAAUACAAGAAGUGAACAAAAUAACUAAAAGGAGACACAAAGAAGUUCAAUUUUUUAGACAGAGACUAAUGAAUAUUCAUGAUGAAGACUGGUCAGUAAUACCUCCCGAUAUACUAUCAGAGGAUGAAGAAGACGUUAAACCAGUGAUUACAUCGCUGAUUAUUCCAAAAAAGGAAAAGCUGGAGCGAAAUGAAGAACUUCUCAAAGAAAAAUCAGAAAAAAUAAAAAAUGAGAAACCUAAAGCAACCAAGCGACCGCCUCGAAAAAAAGUGCCUAAAAGUGAAAAAGACCCGAAUGCUCCAAAGCGACCAUCCAACCCAUUCUUCCAAUUUUGUCAAGAACAAAGGCAAAUUCUUAUGGAACAAAUUUCGGCUGAACUUAAACCCGGAGAAGUCGAACCCACUAAGCAAGAACUUACACGACAGUUGGCUCUCAAAUGGAACUCCCUCUCUGUACCUGAUAAAAAGGUAUAUGUCGACAGAUAUGAGCGUUCCAAGGAAAAAUAUAAUGCUGAAAUGGAAGACUACAAGAGAACGAAGUAAUCAUCAAUCCACCAAAAGUGCAUUAUGUUUGAUUUAAUAUAAAUUAUUGGCUA